AUGGACGUCGUCGCAGCAGUCUCCGGCUACAUCUCUAAGAUGGUAACGGCCGGAGAAUCAGGCAGCUCGUCGACGAAAAUGAAGAUCUUGCUUCUUGAUAGUGAGACAGUUUCUGUCGUGUCGACUGCCAUCACCCAGUCCGCCCUCCUCAAUCAUGAAGUGUAUCUUAUCGACAGACUGGACAACCAGGCGCGGGAGAAGAUGCGACAUCUACGUUGUCUAUGCUUUGUGCGACCGUCACCCGAUUCGAUCCAACUGCUUAUUGAGGAGCUUCGGGAGCCCAAGUAUGGCGAAUACUAUCUCUACUUCAGCAACAUCGUCCGUAAAUCCUCUCUUGAACGACUCGCGGAAGCGGAUGACCACGAGGUAGUGCGUGUUGUGCAGGAACAAUUUGCAGACUUCAUCGUGAUAAAUCCAGAUCUCUGUUCCCUCAAUCUGGGCUUCCCCAAACAGCGCCUUUGGGGCAAUACCCCCGACUUAUGGAAUGCGGAUGCUUUGCAGCGAACAACCGAAGGGGUCAUCGCAAUGUUGCUAGCUUUGAAAAAGAAUCCUUUGAUUCGAUACGAAAAGAACAGCUUAAUGGCCAAGAAGCUUGCUACGGAAGUCCGUUACGUGCUGACCCAGGAGGAGCAAUUGUUCGACUUCCGGAAGAUGGACACCCCGCCGAUCCUCCUUAUUCUAGACCGUCGCGAUGAUCCAAUUACCCCGCUGCUCACUCAAUGGACAUACCAGGCGAUGGUGCAUGAACUGAUAGGAAUCAACAAUGGAAGAGUUGAUCUCAGUGACGUUCCCGAUAUUCGGCCAGAGCUGAAAGAGAUCGUACUCUCUCAGGACCAGGAUCCAUUCUUUAAAACAAAUAUGUAUCAGAAUUUCGGUGAUCUCGGGCAGAACAUUAAGGAAUACGUUGAGCAGUAUCAAGUGAAGACGAAGAGUAGCAUGAACAUCGAUUCGAUUGCGGACAUGAAGCGUUUCGUCGAAGACUACCCAGAGUUUCGCAAGCUCUCCGGCAACGUCAGCAAACAUGUCACUUUGGUGAGCGAACUUAGCCGCAGAGUUGGCGAGGAUAAUCUUCUCGAUGUGAGUGAGUUGGAGCAAAGCCUAGCCUGUAACGAUAGUCAUAACAACGAUCUUAAGGCUCUGCAACGCAUUAUCCAACUGGAGAAUGUGCCCGCGGAGAGCAAGCUCCGCCUGGUAGCUUUAUAUGCUAUACGUUACGAGAAGCACCCAUCCAAUGCUAUUCCUAUCCUGCUUGACCUACUAGUCACUGCGGGCAAUGUCCCAUCGCAAAGAGUCAGCAUGAUCCCCAAGUUGCUCGCCUAUCAUCACUCUCUUCAAGCCCCUCCUGUGGCAGGUGGCUUCUCAGAUCUCUUUGAAUCUACUUCGUUUUUCUCCGGGGCUCGGGACCGCUUCAAGGGUCUCAAGGGCGUUGAGAAUGUGUAUACCCAGCACUCACCAAGACUGGAAGCUACGCUGCAGAACUUGAUCAAGGGCAGGUUGAAGGAGCUCCAAUAUCCUUUCCUUGAAGGUGGCGGUCACACCAGGGAUAAGCCACAGGAUAUCAUCGUCUUCAUAGUUGGAGGUGCAACGUAUGAGGAAGCCAAGAUGGUCGCUCAAGUAAACGCGAGUUCUCCUGGCGUGCGUGUUGUUCUCGCUGCCACGACAGUCCAUAACAGUAGUACCUUCUUGGAAGAGGUUGACGAUGCUGUGAACAGCUGGCCGGAACCUGCUCCUUCAUCGGCUGCUGGACGGCUGCGGAGGGAGAUUGGGCGUUAA
This is a messenger RNA of Monascus purpureus, 1773 nucleotides long. Lineage: Eukaryota; Fungi; Ascomycota; Eurotiomycetes; Eurotiales; Aspergillaceae. The record is from the annotation of a GenBank genome assembly.